Harpia harpyja (harpy eagle) is the source of this 4722-nucleotide messenger RNA. It is a transcript of the gene C19H1orf116, whose product is annotated as chromosome 19 C1orf116 homolog. Bases 692 to 2173 code for a protein of 493 amino acids. The transcript has 4 exons. The record is from RefSeq and is a predicted model, not a curated record. Lineage: Eukaryota; Metazoa; Chordata; Aves; Accipitriformes; Accipitridae.
UUUACCCAGGCUCUAGGACUUGACUUCGAGCUGCCUGGCGCAAGAGUUUCCAGCGUUAGAGAGGCAGGGAAUGAACCUGCAGAGGGGCUCAACGCCUGCAGGGAACGAUGCCAGGAGGGGCGAAGAGGAGCUGCAGCUGGGCAGUACGUGCAGAACAAGCCCCAGAGCUGUGCCCGACCUGGGCACCCUCUCCUCUAGCACGCAAGUAAAGCUUAGGGGUGAAGCUUCCCUUCUAAAACGGCUUUUUACCCAUCUUUACAAGAACCUCCUUACAGCGUACAGCAGCAGGCGGCAAACUUUUGACGUCUGGGAAAGAUCUGGUGAUAUGCAAGUAUAUACCUGUUCUAGCAACAAUCUGUGUUUUUAGAGCCGAGAAGGAACCAGGUCCUACCCUGAGCUGAGGGCCCUCGUGCACAAAACCACCUAAGAGAAUAAACCUGUUGUGGGGUAAUGCCUUCAGCACCACACGGCGCAAACGCCCAGCAAAGGACUUAAUUACCACGUACAAAGGCGCUUUGGUCAGGGCUGUGCGUUCGGCUCCUCCGACUGUCAGCGAGCAGCUAUGCGGCAGAACAGGAUGUCGGAUUAAGGAGUCUCCAGCGAAACCCGGGGUUGAGGACAUCAGAGGACACCAGCCAAGCUGGGAACCGGGAUAUUGCCCCCCACACUGGACGCCGCGGCAGCCUGUGAUAUGCCUAAGAAGGAGCUGGGGAUGGCUGGCUGCAACUCUGGCAGCUGCGACAGCAUGGUCAGCACAGCCUCCAACCACUCGCAGUGUAGUGAUAACAGUUACGACUACUUAUCUGUGGAAGAGAAAGAAUGUUUGAUGUUCUUAGAAGAAACUAUUGGCUCACUGGAUGCAGAAGCAGACAGUGGGGUCUCUACCGAUGAGACUGACUACGUGGAGCCCUCCAAGUUGCCCAGGACAUGGUCUAAGACAGACUCCGUUCCCCAGGAUUUGGAGAACGGGGCUCCCCCUCCGAGCGCAGGUCAGCAGCGUGCAGCUGAACAGAAGAGUGGUAAGAGCAUCUCUGCCUUCUCAAACUCGGCUCUAGCAGCAGUUCCAAGCUCAGGCUAUUACAGUCUUCCAAGGAGCAUCACGGUAGCAAAUGGAGCUUCUGACAGCAAAGUGACUGUAGGCAGAGUGGAGGACCCAGUGCCAGUAGAUAAACCUUCACAGGACAUGGCCAAGGAGGACAGGCUUGACCAAGCCAACACAAGAAGCCACAUGAAGUCCCUGGGAUCUUUGAUUAUCCAGCCUUCAGAUCCCUUCCAGGAUAACCUGGUGAGCCACGAGUGGUCACGUAACAAUCACUCAGAUGCCAAGAGGGAAACAGCCAAGGAGACCAAGACUUGGACUCCAUGGGGCCAGCCAGAGAAAUCCACAUUAGAAGAGGCCCCUCAGGACCCCGAUGCCAAGCGUGGGCCUCCAACUGCCCCCAAACCACGAAAACUGCCACCGAAUAUUAUCCUGAAAACCAGCAAAAACAGCCCAGUGCCACUCACCACGGAGCCCAGCCAGAAGGUAAAAGCACUGCCUCUGUCCUCAGCUGGCUCUCAGCCCGGCUCUGCCAACGACGCUGCUGCCGAAAAGGUGAAUUCAGGGCACCUUGACCCCAAGGAGAAGGAGAAAGCCCGGCGGGAGGCAUUGGAGAAGCUUGGACUGUCACAGGACAGGAGGGACCCCAGCGCUCAUCUUCAACCUACCAUGCAUUCCCAACCAAGGGACAUGCCAUUCCCCGUCCCUGGAGAGCCCAAGGCACAAAGUGAGGCAGCGGAGAGGUCGGUGCCGGGUGUCCGGCAGAUGACCUUCAAAUCCAACACCCUGGAGCGCUCCGGCGUGGGGCUGAGCAGCUACAUGGCCAGCACCAAGGAGCAGAGCGUCAAGACCAGCAGCUCCUUGGGCAAGAUGUCCUUCAUCGAGCGUCUCGCCCCGAGCUUCCUCCGGAGCAGCCGUCCCCGGCCGGUAUCCCUCGGGGCAGGGAAGGACUUUGCUGGUCUGAAGGAGCCCGGGCAGGUGGAGCAGGAGAAGAGCAGCAAGCGGCGAUCCCACCCGCUGCAGAGCUUCCCCAGGCCAUCCCGCUCCUGCAUCAGCGUGAAGAUUUCCCCCAAGGGUGCGACCGAUGAGAACCGGCGAGAGGCACUGAAGAAGCUCGGUCUGCUGAAGGAAUAGCUCUGCGGGCAGUGGGGCUGCUGGAAAAGGGGCUUUUCACCCCAGAUCUAGGCCUUCACUGCCUGUCCUUGGGCACCACAACCAUAAGCAUAUUCUGCUGUGAUCUCCUGCCCCAGCAUCUUGGGAGGGGUAUCACGAGAGAUAUUUGGAGCUUUACACCAAAUAAAGUAACAUCACGUGUACAUAGUAUUUUGUACAUAGCAAGUGUAUAUGAGCUAUUUAUAUAAAGCAUCACUGAGCAUGUGGAUGGGGCAUAUUCUCCUACAAGGUCUUUAAUGUGUUUGGGGAUUCAUCGAAACAGGGAAGCCAUGGAAUUGGGGGUUUGGCUUAUUUUAAAAGGGGUUGCCCGUGGAUAAAGCCUCUCUGGGAAGAACUGCAGGACUCUGCUGCUCCUUUAGGAUUUUAUGGAUUUUUGUUAACUUUAUCAAAGCCUCUGAGGGCUGAGCACUCACCUGCUCCAUACAAGUGCCUCCCAAAAGCCACCACUGCCACAUACAAAACUGUCAGACCGGUGCGGGCUCAGCAACACUCCCCCAUGCACGAGUGCUCCUCGUACAGCGCCUGCAGGUGAGAGGCUGGAUGGCUGCACAGACGUCCCACUGCCUCCUCUCACAGCCAGCCCUGACAACCUGGACGUAGCACUUAGAAGACGCACGAACAUCCGCGUUCAUCGUGAAGUGACAGUUAAGACGCAACAGACUGCGUGCUGGUGGCAUAACCAGAAGUGCUGCCCAAAAUGAGAGAUGCAAGUCUGAAACAACGCCAUUUCAUUCCCUUGCAAACUCUCCUCGCAUCUUUCAGACCCAGCUGAUGCUGUCGAUGUUUAUGCUGCACACCUUUUAUAACAAAGGUGGUUUAUUUCUGUAAUAAACUUGUAUAUGAUCAGAAAAUGACUGUGUAAUACAGAUUUAUGUUGCAGUCAAAGUUCUGGUAAAGCUAAAUAAUGCAUUUUAACCUUCAGCAUGUCUUGACUUGAGCAGCAUGGGUGACCCAGACAGCAGCUGGGCAUUGCAAAUGAUGAGGUCUGAACCAAAGACUUGGUUGGGCCUCCUGCAACCCAGGACCCACGCAAGAUGGGAUUUUGUGUAAGUGCUUCCAGUACAAUAAGCAGAUGCAAAGUCUGCCAUGGCACUGCCAGACUGGGACAGGUGACAUGGGACCUGCCGCUGCUCCAGCUGAUCCUUUCCAACCUACAUCAUCUCCUGGGGCUGUGGGGACAUCUCCCACAGCAGCUGUGUUAGUUGAAAAGAUGGACUAACAGCUCAGCUUGAAAGCAUCAUUUUACUUCCUUCACCAAAAAAAAAAAUCUUUCAUGCAAUCCUGGCUUUCAGUGUUGAACAUCUAGAGAGAGUCUCUGCUAAUAAAGCAAGCACCUUUGUUCCUAACAGGCAAUUUAAUUUCAAAACUAAUGUAGGCUUUCUUUAGAGAGAGGGGCUGACCCUUGGAGACAACUGCACUAAACAAUUUACUGAUGUUAAUUAACUGCUUGCUGCAUUAAUAUAAGUUGCACUCAAUCGUUUUCAUCACUGACCUUGCAAUACAAUUAGCUUUUUCAGUGUUGUGAAUACUAAACAGGCUCAUACUGACAAAACCCAGAGCCAGGCUUCUAAUUCUUCUCCAAACAGGCAUCAGCAUGGAAAGGAGAGGGCACUCUUCUGCAAAAGCUGCAUCAUUUCACAAACCCCCACAUAAUAAAGGUGUGCACAAGUGGAGGGAAUAGUACUGACCCACAUAAAGAAUCCAAGGAAUGCAAGAAAAUGAUGUCUGAUUAGCUACACUUCAUGAAAACAGGGAAAUGCUUGUUUGUAGUUAAGCAAUUAACUAAAUUAGUUUUGGGCUGGCCAGCAGUAAUGCAAACCUGUAUAUCAGGGAGGAAACUAGGAGAAGCUGCAUGGGCUGAAGUCUGACCAAAAACUCAGCAGGUUGCUCAGCAAACACCGUGUGGCACGUACAUUGGCUGCAAAAGGGAGAAGGAGCCUGGAGGGUUAUUAACUCCCCCAGCCCGAGCCCAGUGCCUCGUUUCAAGCCUGGAACCGGGUCAGCAGUGGCCGGGCAGGACUGGCAAGCCGCCGCAUGGCUGCACACCGUGGGCGAUAACCGCAGCCCAGAGCCCCUCGGCCAGGCAACGGGGAUGGCUCUAACCCCAGCACGGCUGCGGAGGCAGCUCUGCCACGUGCCUGGGGCACCACCAGCAGUUUAAGGGGUUUGUGGUGGGGGUUAGGCAGGAUUAAGGCUGUUUGCCCCGAGAGCUGAGCAGGGCACAGACACUGCCCUACGCACAGUGUUCUGGGUGCGAGCCUGUCCCAAUACGCAUGGGUCAUAAUAAACACAGCCAGAGCUGAGGGACCCCCGUGCAACCUGGUCCACGUGGCCUUGGGAAGGUGCCUCUGGGCUAAUGCAUGGCCAAAGAACAAGGGUGCUUACAAACUGGGUGCUCACAGCCUCGCCGUCCUGUUCCCCUCUUCCCCAGCUGCCUGCUUGUGCCUGGGGCAAGGGCCACCCUGGCUGAAGCAGAAGGCAGAAGGAGCAGCUUGGUUUUAAGAAGCCAC